CUGAGACGUAGACGGCUGAAGAGAACAAACCGGCUGCAGACCACCAGGUGAAAACUGCAGACCACUCAGGCGUUCUGAGGUUCCACAGAAAUGCCGAGGUUCUUCUGGGCCGCCGUCUUCUCUUGCCUGUUGGCCACAGAAGUCUGGGCUCCCAAAGCUGCAAGACUCGGUUGCCACCUGCACUCUUUCAACGUCACCAUCCGGAGUGACCGACAAGGCGCCUGCAGGGCCACCCGUGCCGUCCAAGCUUGCGUGGGGUAUUGCGAGUCCAGCGCUUUUCCCUCCAAGUAUUCGGUGCUUCUGGCCAGCAGCUUCAAACACAACAUCACCUCCGUCUCCCAAUGCUGCACCAUCAGCCAAAUGCAGACGGUGAAACUCCGGCUGCGUUGCAGUCUCGGCUUGCAGAAAACGGUGGACAUUUUCACCGCCAAGACCUGCCAGUGUGACGUGUGCCGCCUCUCCAGAUAUUGAAGCGCCUCGGAUGAUUUCUGCAGCCACCAACAAGGUCUGUGUUUCUCAACCUCAGAAACUUUAAGAGGGGUGGACUUCAACUCCCAGAAUUCCUCAGCCAGAAUGCUUUAAGAUGUGUAGACUUCAACUCCCAGAAGCUUUGCUGGCUGGGGGAUUCUGGGAGUUGAAGUCCACACAUCUUAAAAGUUUCUAAAGUUGAGAAACUCUGGAGGAAAUGGACAUUCUGUGGGGCUGUGCUUGCCAAGUGACCCGUUUGUGUUUUUCUAAAAAAGAUGCUUUUAAUUCUGUAAGAAAUUACAAGGGGAUUUCUGUGUAUGAGGGAAGCCAGGUUGUGCGUGGGAUCCCUUGAGUGCUUGGGGUAACUCGAUGGCUGAAUACAUUCUGUU
Messenger RNA from Pantherophis guttatus, 857 nucleotides. RefSeq names its product glycoprotein hormone subunit alpha 2 (gene GPHA2). Gene Ontology annotation, biological process: cell surface receptor signaling pathway. Gene Ontology annotation, cellular component: extracellular region. The record is from RefSeq and is a predicted model, not a curated record. Gene Ontology annotation, molecular function: hormone receptor binding; hormone activity. Lineage: Eukaryota; Metazoa; Chordata; Lepidosauria; Squamata; Colubridae.